AUUCAAAAAUGGAGUUUCUGGACGAGGACGCAAGGCCAAGGUUCCUCUUCCAAUCCAAAGCGGUGACGUCAUCGGCUACAGAAACCGAGCCUCACUACAAGAAUCUCAGCAAGCCCUGGAUCGCCUUCACCGUUUUGGUCUCGUUGGUUUUACUGGGUCUCGCUUUCUUCUUCCUCCAAUCCGAGCCCUACCAAUCGCUGCUCAUCUGGGUAGCGCUGUCAAUCCUCGUCGGCCCAUUCGCGCCGCCUUCGGUCACCGGCGGUGACGUAAGGGUCGGCCACGGCCCAGUCGUGGACUUCCCGGAGGUUCCGGCGGAGGUGGAGGAUGAAGCGAAGAGGAGGCGGCAGAAGCCGCGGCGGUUUGAAGAUCCUGGCGUGGAUUUGGCCGGAAAUGGUAAUGGGUAUGUGAGGGAGGAGAGAAAGGUGGAGGCUUUGGGAGGUGGAGGAAAUGGGGUUAGGGUUUUGGAGGAGGAGAGGGAUUGGGUUGAGGAGGAUGUGGAGGUUUUGAAGAAGCAGCUGGUGAAGAACCCGGUGGGGAAACCGAGGCGGUGGGAGGUGAUUGCUGAGGCGUUUGGGGGGAGGUAUAAGGUGGAGAGUGUGAUCAAGAAGGCGAAAGAGUUGGGGGAGAAGAAGGUGAGUGAUUCGGAUUCGUAUGCCGAGUUUUUGAGGAAGAGGAAGCCUAAUGAGAAGAAAAUGGAGAGUGGGAGUGAGGAGGUUGGGGAGGAGGGCAAUGCUGAGGGCAAGAGUGCUGGUGGUGGGGUUAGUUGGGGUGCUAGUGAGGACAUUGCGUUGCUUAAUGCGUUGAAGGCGUUUCCCAAGGAGGUGCCGAUGAGGUGGGAGAAGAUUGCAGCUGCUGUGCCGGGGAAGACCAAGGCGGCUUGUGUGAAGAGAGUGGCGGAGUUGAAGAAGGGCUUUCGGAGUGCUAAGGCUGCUACGGAUGAGUAGGUGAAGCAAUGUGGGAUCGGCUGAUCAAUUUUGAGGAGGUACACUGAUGAAUCUUUGAUUUCUUUGCUGUUUCGGUGGAAUUUGAGAUCAGGGUCUUUGUUUGAGUUGGUAAUAGGUGGUUUCGUAGUAUAAUCGAUGACAAAUAGUGAAAGAUAUUAAAAUCAUGGAAGAUUUAAUGUUCUACUUUGAAAUGUUGUUCUUAUGUUUGUUUACAUCAGAAUUACAAAUCAAGUUACAUGCAUUGAGACAACUUUGAUCAUAUUGUUUCAUCCAAAAUUAUUAAAUGAAUAAAUGGAGAGUAUAUACU
Molecule: messenger RNA, 1251 nt
Organism: Fragaria vesca subsp. vesca
Lineage: Eukaryota; Viridiplantae; Streptophyta; Magnoliopsida; Rosales; Rosaceae
Product: dnaJ homolog subfamily C member 2-like
Exons: 1
Coding region: 9-944 (311 amino acids)
Biological process (GO): 'de novo' cotranslational protein folding; regulation of translational fidelity
Cellular component (GO): cytosol
Molecular function (GO): Hsp70 protein binding; ribosome binding
Source: RefSeq, a predicted model, not a curated record